GCGGCUCAUUGCAUGACAGCACUUCCCCCUUUUUUUUUUCUUUAAACCCGUUUCCUGCCUCCCGUUCGGUAUCUUCCACUAUACAGGAAGAGGAAGGCCUCUUGGUUCUUUCUCCUUUCGACACAACCAGCGACCCUGGGGAAUGGAACCCUCAAGGAACAAACCUACCCAGCCUUUUUACUCCUCCAGUCCUUUAGCCAAACUGUCCCCGCUCGGGCGCGGAGCCGGCCCCUGCCGGGCAGCAGACUGGAUCCCCCGUCCAGCGUCGGCCUCGCCCGCCGCCCUGACCCCGAGCCGCAGGGGUGGCAGGCUCGGGGACACCAGGGCUGGACUCUGUCCGCUAGCUCCCCACGCCCGCAGAGGCCGGAAGAGCUGCCUCGCGCCCCUGGCCCCGGCGGCCGGAGGGCCCAGGGGUGCAACCCUGGGCGCCGAGGGCCGGCGCGCCACUAGCACAUCCCCGCCCGGGCCUGUUGGCCACGGCUUCUCCGCCGGGCUCUUACCCCGGUGCCGUUGUCGCACACCACCACCUUCCUGCCCUGGCUGUCCAUCGUCCGCCCGGAAGAGAGCCGCCGCCGCCGAACGACCUACAGCUCCUGCUGCCCGGCCCUUUCCUCUUCCUCCUCCUCUUUCACAGCCCUUCCUUCAGCCCAACUUUCUUCCCCCAACCGGAAGUCAGUGCCCGGCCCCACCCGCCAUUUAAGACACAGCCUGCACGGAAGCGGUGGAGGUGGGAGGGAGGGGGCCGAGAUUGGCAGCAGUACGCUCCAAUAAGAGAUGGAGCCUGCAACUGAGGCCCCCGCCUACAACUCUGGCUUCAGCUUCUGUUCCAGCUCAGGCGUACGGGUUACCGCCCACCCAGGUUCUUCCUCACCGCUUUUAGUUCCUGGAUCUUCUCCCGGCCGUAAUGGCGGCAGAUCUGACGGAUGCGUCGGCCAAAGGCGUUGCAGGAGUUGAGGGGGUCGCUCACCGGUCUGCAAAAGGAGACUUCUGCUCAUGCUCUAAACCCAGUUGUCACAUCUAUGAAGACUUUGCUGGAUAACCCUCAAGAUGCUCUUUACUCUCUUUCUUCACUAUUAGUUUACCGUGGGUAUGUGAAUAAUAUUUUUGUCCUUAUCACACUCAACAAAUAUUGGAUGAGUGAUAUUAAAAUUUAUCUAGAAAAAAUGCCAUCAUUUUUGAGAGGUGAGAGCUAGAAUUGUGCCUUUCAUAUGGCUGUACAUGUACAGGGACUAGAAUAAAACCUGGAUCAUGAGCCCUUCAGUCCAGUAUUAUAAUACUAGGCUGCCUCUCAAUUUUCACUUUGUUCUGUUCUUAGACCAGUGGUUUCUACACUGUCAUAAAGGCAUAGGCGACUUUAUUCUAAUUUAAUCUUACACGGAACCUCAACAUAUAAAAUAGAUUAAAAUCUGCCAUAAUUGUUGGAAGUUUGAGAAAUUAGAACGGACAGGAGUCCUCGGAAAUAUGUCUUCCCCGCACCUGCUUCAGUAGUGGUUAAGGUACCUCAGCCUGCUAAACAGUGCAUUCAUUCACAAACUACACAUCUUCCUUUUGUGGCCCCAGUGCCUAACACUGUGCCAUUUUCCUCCUGGAAGUAUACUUAUUUGGUCUGAGCAAAUUGAACUCAAACAUUUCUGUGUC
Acinonyx jubatus (cheetah) is the source of this 1638-nucleotide messenger RNA. Its product is annotated as atherin-like. The transcript is spliced from 2 exons. Bases 143 to 700 code for a protein of 185 amino acids. The record is from RefSeq and is a predicted model, not a curated record. Lineage: Eukaryota; Metazoa; Chordata; Mammalia; Carnivora; Felidae.